UGUUAUUAUUUCCUGUACGGUCCGCAACGCUGUCGUUUCAAACGUCCAGUCGUAGACCGAACGUUCCGUGAGUUUAACCGCGUUCGAGCGAUAACUCGUGAAAAACGAAAGGCUGAAUCGGUUUUCGAAUGACAGCUAGUGGGAUUUCACCUUUACGCUCUCUACAACACCUUAAACGUAGGUUUUAAUAUCAGUGCCUCCUUUGAAAGGGAAAAAACACCGAUUUUAUCUGUGGAUAUUGACAGUGAUCCGACUCGAAGGACCAUAGUUUGUUAUGAUAAGCACGUGUGUUGUUGCGGGGCAAUACUACUAAGUUCCCGUCCGAUGUUCCGAACCGUGAUAGUUUUUAAGAAGUCCCCGCGAUGAAUUGAAGUGCUACAAGAUAACCCCUUUCUAAUUUGCAGAGUGCAAAUAAGAUGAUCACUAUGCGUUCCAGUUCGGUGGCCAAAAUGACCAAACCUCCGCCUCCCGUACCUCCCAGACCUUCGAAAACCAUCGUUGCGGAAGCGCUGGCCAAAAGAAGGAGAAUGCCGGAAGAUACCAACACGAUUCCGGUCAGAUCUGCACCACCGCCGCCUCCAACGGACCUGUCUAGGUCCCAGUCGACUGUGAAUUUUAUGCUGAAGAGACCGGCGACCUACGAUAGGUCCAUUUCCGACGAACUGAAAUCGAACUCGAGAACCCUGAUUUUCCAAUCUUCCAACAUGAAAAGCUCCAAUAAUAACGUGCUUGUGCGUAAGGACUCGUACAAUAAGAAAGUGACAGUUAAUAAUUCUUACGUGAAUAACAGCAGUGAGCAGCCGUCCAACAACAACAACAACAACAAGGUUUCGAGUGAAAACGACGUUAUCGUAACAUCGAAGAAUAUCUUGAACUCCUGCGAUGCACCGAAGGAAAACACAAUAAAGAUCUCACCGGAUAUUCAAACCACGACGAACGUCACUGUGAACUCUCAAAUUGUCACGUGUAUGAUUCCGAGCCAAAAUACGCCUAAAUCCCGGAGUGUCGAAAAACUAUCGGCGUCCCCGACCGGGACCUUGGGGAACACCGUGGACGAUGCGAAAAGACGCAAUAGUUUCGACGAGAAAUGGGAAGGUAUGCUAAAAGACAAGAACCACGUAAACAAGCUGAUAGACGAGAUGUUCGCCAGUGUUUUGGAGGCUUCUAACGGGGAAGAAACGACGAACAACUCGUGUCAAACAACCUCGACGACAAAGGUAUCUACUGAUAGUACAACAAUUACGAUAAACGGUUGUGACAACAAGUAUGAGUCAACUUGCGGCUUUGAAGCGAAUGGAUCAACUGUGCUGAUUAUUGAGAGCGGUGAUAGCGCUAAAAUAGAGUCUAAUGCGAACUCGCUGACUAAGAUCAGGGGUUCCGCGGAAAAAAUCGACCUAUCCUCCGAUAAAAGCAAUUCCUCCACGAUGGAGAAGAAAAGUGUCAAGUUCGAUGAUAAGAAGAACGCAGAGUUCUUGAUCCAAGAACUGGAAUCCAUGCGGAUGGAGCAGGAGAAGAUUAUGAAGAGGCAGAGGAAACCUUCCUUGGACAUUUACGGUUGUGUCAAAAGUGAGCAAUGUGAUAACGAGGAUGACAUGAGUAACUAUCGCUUGAACAUUGUUGACAUGGGGAAAGGAGCGACAUUAGAUUAUGACAGGUUAAAGACGAUGUCUUCCCUUCACGGCUUACCACCCCUUCCAAAAAGCCUGAGUGGCUUCAACCUUGACGAAGACUAUUCGAACCCUUCAACCCCUGCCAGAUCAUCAUCCAUGAGAAGUCAACAAGGUUCCCUCUCUUCCUUUGGAUCAGGUCAUGGGGGCUUCCAUCAUUUCAAGAGUGUUAAUGGAGCCUCAGAUUUAUCGUCCAUGGGACAAAGUAGAAAAUCUACGAAUUUAGAUGCCCAGCUUGCCAUUUUGAAGCGAGAAAUGUAUAGUCUUCGGCAGCUGGACCUCUCCCUCCUCUCGCAGCUGUGGUCGCUCAACGAGUCAAUCCAGGAUUUCCGACAAAUCUUGCAGGACCAAGACGAUUGCAGGGUGUUGUCUCCACCUUCCCCUUCACCGGCCCCCUCGUCAGGAGACGAAGGCGACGGUGAGGAGCAAUUCUACGUAAAUGCCGCAUCGGCAACCCCCUCUAUCAAGUUCAGACCUGCGCCACCCCCGCCCCCUGUGAGAAGGUCUAGUAAUUCUUCCAACGCAUCGACUGGUGGUUGAGUGGAGAUAACUAGGCCAUCAACAUCCUGUAUAUACAUACCGAUUGUCCGAACACAUUGAGGUUGAUUAGUAUUCUUUGUGCAGCAUAAGGAUGUUAUUGUGUAGUGAAUUAAGAUUGUUGUUGAUUGAAUUGAAGUCGUGUGAGUGAUAUCAAAAACUGAACAAGUGUUUUACAUUGUGAUCCUCAUUGAAUUCGUGAUGUGAUUUUUGAUUCCAUUUCUAAUAGAAUAACUUCAUUGUGAUAUUAAAGCCUUCAUGUAAAGUUUGGUUAUUCAGAAUUGUGAAAUUUGUGAUUGUAAUUAUUGGAUUUGGACCUAAAAGAAAAAAAAAUUGAGUAGAUGUAAAA
This is a messenger RNA of Harmonia axyridis, 2553 nucleotides long. Its product is annotated as myosin-G heavy chain-like. Lineage: Eukaryota; Metazoa; Arthropoda; Insecta; Coleoptera; Coccinellidae. The transcript is spliced from 4 exons. The coding region runs from base 417 to 2207 and encodes 596 amino acids. The record is from RefSeq and is a predicted model, not a curated record.